This is a messenger RNA of Saccostrea echinata, 1047 nucleotides long. RefSeq lists its product as uncharacterized. The coding region runs from base 41 to 418 and encodes 125 amino acids. The record is from RefSeq and is a predicted model, not a curated record. NCBI's taxonomy places the organism in Eukaryota, Metazoa, Mollusca, Bivalvia, Ostreida, Ostreidae. The transcript is spliced from 6 exons.
ACGAGCUUUUCAAAGAGCGACAAAAAUCUCAAAUAUCACUAUGAAAAGAGAAAGAUCUUCCGAGAGAAAGAGCAACAGUGUAUCUAAGAGGCGCCGCAUAGACAUCUCUUCAGAUGACAGUCGUCAGUGGUACGAGGUGAUGCUUGCCUUGGCGGCCAAAUCAGCUUGUAAACAAGUCUUUACUUCUGCUGCUCACGCAUGGAGAGAGCACAUUAAAGACUGGUAUGAGUUGACCCAUGCCAUCAACAAGUCUGAGGAGCGUAGGGAGCUUCCCACCAUACCACAACCUACGCACCAGAUGGAAUGGUUGGCUAGAGUCAAUUACGAGCACAGACCCAUGCGCCGUAACAUACCAGAACAGAGACGUCACAAAGUCUCCAGGAAACAGGACUUGAACUCCUCGUUUUACAUCUACUAAGGAGGAGACUGAUAUUUGAUAUGUCUGCAUGGGCGCAAAUGAUCGACAAAUGCCACCAUCAGAUUACCACUGUACAGUACUUGAAUUGUGUGCUAUACACUUUUUUAUGGGGUCGUGUUUGACUGUAUGAAAACUGUGUUACAUGUACAGCACAUUUUGCUGCAUUUCUUGCAUGUGUAUCUAUAUGCCAAAGUAACAAUGGAUCCGGUUCUACUGUGCUCAAAUUUUGUGUUCACUCCUCCUCCUUUCUACAUCGCAUUGUUGUGGGGCAUUUAGUAUGAAUGUACAUAGACAAUAUUUUAUAUAGAACACAUUGGUUGAUGCUUUGAAGAGCAUGCCUUUGGGUGAUCCGCCAGUUUAGUUUAAAUGGCUAAAACAGUCAUGAUGUUGAAGAAUAUGAAGUUUGACAAUGCAUUUGCAUAUUAUUUUGAUUUGUUUACCAAUUAAAUCCUAUCCUCAAAAUUCCUUCCUUAAGUUAGUUUGGUUUCAUAAAUAAAAAUAUAGUUUAAUUUUAAUGAGUUUGAAAUUCACAGAUUUACAAUUUUCUCUACAAACAUGUUUAUUCUUUUUAUACAUUUUAUAUUUGAAGCUUUUUGAGAUCCAAAGUUUGAAUUAUAAUUUUUAAUAAA